CAGAAACCGUCAUAUUUUCCGUAGUUGAAUUAUUAGCGCAAUCAUGGCCGGUCAAAUACAAUUGUUUUUGUUCUCGGCGAUCAUAGCGUGCAUGGUGCAUAGUGCACCUCUUACAGUCGAACAGAGCCCUAUAAUUGCCGAAGAUGUAGAAAUAAGGGCAAAUCUUGACAAGACAGUUGAUGCUCUGUUGCCUUCCAUACGUGAGUUCAUCGUGAAAAAAGGAAUGGAUCCUAUGAAAAUCGCCGACAUUUCUGAAUAUAUUUUCCCACUUUUGCCAUGGAAACUCAAGGGAAACAUCGACCUCAAGAACGGAUGGAUGCAAAACUUGUCGCUGGUGAAGCGCACCGAACACGUGACUGCAAUAUAUAAGGACAAACGCCUGACAUUGGAUAUGAAUUUGGGAUUUGACCUUAUGGACUUUAGCUACCAGUAUUCUCUUACGCAUUUAUUAUACAAGAGACAAGGUGAUGUGUACGGUCGUAUGUACCAACUUAAUACCAAUGUCGUAGUGACGGUCGAUCUAAAUGAGUACAUCUUGAUUCUCGACUCCAUCAAACUUACUGAUGUCGGGAGAUACGACAUAAAAUUCGAGGGUCAUCUUUUGGACCAUCUUCUGAACGCCGUGACUAAAGUAGUCACAGUGGUUUUCAAAAGAUGCAUAUUAACGGUCAUUGAGGAUUACUCCGCGUUGGUCUUCGGCGAGAAAAUCAACGAGUGGAACACAAUGCUCCCACGGCAAAAUCGCACGGAGAUAAUAGACAAGUGGCUGGACAUUGUGAGAACUGGCGAAGUUAAUUAAUUAAUUCCUCUUGUUGUAUAAAACAUUUGAUAUUUCGUACAUCAAAAAUACAAACCUCAAUUAUGCAUUUU
Molecule: messenger RNA, 870 nt
Organism: Wasmannia auropunctata (little fire ant)
Lineage: Eukaryota; Metazoa; Arthropoda; Insecta; Hymenoptera; Formicidae
Exons: 5
Coding region: 44-799 (251 amino acids)
Source: RefSeq, a predicted model, not a curated record